AUGGAAGCAUAUGUGCCUGACUUUCCUUUAGCCUCCUGAUAGCCUACUCUGAGCAGACAGAAGACAACAAAGUUGACUAGGGACACUUUAUCAGCAUACGACAACAAAUACUUCACAGUUCCUCAAAACCGACCUUCCUUGCACACUAGCAGAAUCAAUGGAGCUUUUGAACCAUCUGGCUAUACGGAGUCCUGCAGCAGCAGUUCUAUUAUAAACAACUACCUGGACGGGACUCAAGGAGGGGCUGCAGACAGGAGGUCUCCAAGUGGCAUGCAUUUCAGGGACAACAAGAAAAAGGUGGACUAUGUUCUAGCCUACCACUACCGAAAAUGCAUUCCUCAGCACCAGCCUGGCUCUGGCACACUGGAGCCCAUGCACAGUUCAGCCUCUUUGGCCAUAGUUUCAAAUGGAGAGACUGGGAAAAGCUGCCUUGAACAGCAGCAGCAGAGCUGUGGGCAGUAUGUGCUGCCAGAGCAGCCGGGACUGCUAGGGGCUCAGAUGGCAGAGCUCAGCCCAGUGGAUGCCUUGGAGGAAGAAAAACGAGUUCAGAGAGAGGAAUACGAACGCAAUCUGGUGGAAGCUGGGCUGGAUAUAGAAAAAGAUAUUGAGAAUAAGAGCCAAGGAUUGAUCUUUGUGCGCAUACACGCACCUUGGCAUGUACUUAGUCGAGAAGCAGAACUCCUUAAAAUAAAAAUGCCCACUAAGAAGAUGUACGAAAUCAAAGAAGAGGGAGAAAUACUGAAGAAGCUAAAUGAAAUAUGGUGCAAAUUGACUGAGCCUCUGCAACCCCAGGUGCCACAACAAGAAAAUACCAAGAUGAAAAACCUGUCCUACCCAUUUUCUAGAGAGAAAAUAUAUUUGUAUAACAUUAAAGACAAAGACACUUUUUUUGACAAUGCUACCCGCAGCCGAAUAGUACAUGAAAUUUUAAAACGCACACCUACAAAGGCCAGAAACAGCAUGGGUAUUACCACAUUAAUAGCAAACAAUGUUUAUGAUGCAGCAUACCCACUUCAUGAUGGUGAAUAUGAAGGCCAAAAUGAUGAAAUGAAUGAAAGAAAGUUGCUGUAUCGAGAAUGGGCAAGAUAUGGAGUAUUUUACAAGUUUCAGCCUAUUGACCUCAUAAGAAAGUAUUUUGGAGAAAAAAUAGGACUUUAUUUUGCAUGGCUGGGCUUAUAUACAGAAUUCCUCAUUCCAUCUUCAGUAAUUGGGAUUAUUGUAUUUCUUUAUGGUUGUAUAACCAUUGAGAGUGACAUUCCCAGCAAAGAAAUGUGUGACCAACAUAAUGCCUUCAUCAUGUGCCCUCUGUGUGACAAGUUUUGUGACUACUGGAACCUCAGCUCUGCAUGUGCUACAGCUCGGGCGAGCCACUUAUUUGACAACCCUGCCACUGUCUUCUUCUCCAUCUUUAUGGCUCUCUGGGCUACCAUGUUCCUUGAGCAAUGGAAACGUUUGCAAAUGAGAUUGAGUUACUUCUGGGAUCUAACUGGCCUGGAGGAAGAAGAAGAGCAUCCUAGACCUGAGUAUGAAACCAAACUGCUACAGAAAAAGCUCAAAAUUAAAAACACAACAAGAGAAAAUGGAAAUGAAGAUGAAAAGAAGAAGCUGACAUGGAGAGACCGUAUGCCUGGAUAUCUAGCAAACUUUUCACUGAUUUUAUUUAUGAUAAUGCUGACAUUUUCAGCAGUGUUUGGUGUGAUUGUGUACCGAAUUACUACAGCAGCAGCUUUGUCAUUCAGCACAAAUGAGACAACCAGGUCAAAUGUUCGAGUGAUUGUGACUGCAACUGCUGUCAUUAUUAACCUGGUUGUGAUACUUAUCCUUGAUGAAAUUUAUGGAGCUGUUGCCAAAUGGCUGACAGAAAUUGAGGUACCAAAAACAGAAAAAACGUUUGAGGAGAAACUGAUUUUGAAGGCAUUCUUAUUAAAGUUUGUGAACUCUUAUGCACCAAUUUUUUAUGUUGCCUUUUUUAAAGGAAGAUUUGUUGGCCGCCCUGGUUGUUAUGUAUAUAUGUUUGAUGGUUAUCGAAUGGAAGAGUGUGCUCCUGGAGGCUGUUUGAUGGAACUCUGCAUUCAGCUAAGCAUCAUUAUGCUUGGAAAACAACUGAUUCAAAACAAUCUCUUUGAAAUUGGAAUCCCGAAGUUAAAGAAACUCUUCAGGAAGAUGAAGGAUGAAAGAACUGAGCCAAGGGAAAACAACACCAACCAGUCAAAGGACCCUCAGCAGUGGGAUCUUGACUACAGCUUGGAACCUUUCACUGGACUGACUCCAGAAUAUAUGGAAAUGAUUAUCCAGUUUGGCUUUGUCACGCUCUUCGUUGCCUCCUUCCCGCUGGCACCGCUCUUUGCUCUUCUGAAUAACAUCAUAGAAAUUCGACUUGAUGCAAAGAAGUUUGUUUCUGAGCUCAGGAGGCCAGACACAGUAAGAGCAAAAGAUAUAGGAAUUUGGUAUAACAUUUUGAGUGGUAUUGGAAAGCUUUCAGUUAUCAUUAAUGCUUUUGUAAUUUCCGUCACAUCUGAUUUCAUUCCACGUCUUAUGUAUCAAUAUGCAUACAGUCAAAAUGGAACCAUGCAUGGCUUCAUCAAUCACACGCUCUCCUACUUCAAUGUCAGUCAUCUCAAGGCUGGAACACAGCCAGAAAACUCCCCAUUUGCACAGGAUGUUUUAUUCUGCAGGUUUAAAGAUUACAGAGAACCACCUUGGUCCCAAAACCCAUAUGAGUUUUCUAAACAAUACUGGGCAGUCUUAUCUGCUCGCUUGGCUUUUAUUAUUCUAUUUCAGAAUUUAGUGAUGUUCCUCAGUGUUUUGGUUGACUGGAUGAUUCCUGACAUCCCCAAGGACAUCAGUGAACAAAUCAAAAAGGAGAAAAGUAUACUUGUUGACUUCUUCCUGAAGGAAGAGCAUGAAAAGCUGAAGCUGAUUGAAAGCUUUAUCACACGUGACAAGCACAGACACCAAAGUGGAACAAAAGGCCAAAGGAUCCGAGCUGCCAGUUUCUGCCAGUUUAGUCGAAGUCAGAAAGGCAGCCUUGCCUCCUUUAGCUCACAGCACACAGAAGUGUGA
Rhea pennata is the source of this 3063-nucleotide messenger RNA. It is a transcript of the gene ANO2, whose product is annotated as anoctamin 2. Gene Ontology annotation, molecular function: protein dimerization activity; intracellularly calcium-gated chloride channel activity. Gene Ontology annotation, cellular component: plasma membrane. The transcript has 25 exons. Gene Ontology annotation, biological process: chloride transmembrane transport. The record is from RefSeq and is a predicted model, not a curated record. NCBI's taxonomy places the organism in Eukaryota, Metazoa, Chordata, Aves, Rheiformes, Rheidae.